This is a messenger RNA of Bombus pyrosoma, 1671 nucleotides long. RefSeq names its product ADP-ribosylation factor-related protein 1 (gene Arfrp1). The record is from RefSeq and is a predicted model, not a curated record. The transcript has 6 exons. Gene Ontology annotation, molecular function: GTP binding; GTPase activity. Gene Ontology annotation, biological process: intracellular protein transport; protein localization to organelle; Golgi to plasma membrane protein transport. Gene Ontology annotation, cellular component: Golgi apparatus. Lineage: Eukaryota; Metazoa; Arthropoda; Insecta; Hymenoptera; Apidae. The coding region runs from base 934 to 1551 and encodes 205 amino acids.
ACAUAAUGAUAUGGCGUUAUUUUCGAAUAGUUUAUAAUUAAAAAGUCGCUUAGUUUCGAAUUGUACAUAAUAGUACAACUCUUUAAGAAUGGCGAAAGCCUCUGCCACUUGCUGUGUGGUUUCUUAAAAUUGUAAAAAUUAACUUUUAUGAAGUUGUGUUUUUAUAUGACAAAUAGCUUUUUGCAAAAACUAAUAAAUAUUUCGGAACGAAAUACGGUAUACUUUUUAAGGAUGAUAAAAGCUACAUUUAUAUAAAGUUUCGACUUCGUAUAUUCAAUUUUACAUGAAUAAUUGACAUUUGAAAAAAGUGCGUUUUUGAACGGUUUUUAUUUGCUUACGGCUCAAGGAGCUAACCAAUCUUAACGUUCGAUAUCUCAUUUGAUAGAUAUUUUUAAUAUCUACGACUUUUAUUGUAAACAUUUUGGGGAUCGAUUAUUACGUUUAUUGUUACAUGCAAAAAAUGUGUUUUCAGCAACUUCGAAGAUUUUUUACAGAAUCUGUGCAAGAACGUAUCGGAUCUAUUCCUGAAUAUGAUUUUAACAAAUUUGCGUAAUAAAAUUUCAGAUACGAUUUUUUGCAAAAUUUGGGCCAUUUUGGGGCUAAUUUGACUGAACUAGUAAAGUUUUAACUUGAAGAUAAAAAAUAAGAUAAGAACAUAAAAAGUUAAUGAAGAAAUUGCAUAAAUAUUUGAAUGCGAAUAUAAUAAGAAGUAAUAUAAAAUAAUAAUGUUUUCUCAGGUUAUAUGUUAACAGAUAAUUAAAAUUUAUAUUUGUUUUUAUUAAUCUCAUUGUGGCUUCAUACUACAUAUAUGUAAAAUACGUACAUAGAACAUAUGAUCUGCAUGGACGACCAUACAUACAUAUAUAUUUUUUUCGAACAUGAUAUGUAAACAACAUGAAACGUAAAUUUUUUGAUAAUUAAUCGCACUUUGAAAUGUACACACUUUUACAUGGGUUGUACAAGUAUCUUGUGCAAAAAGAUGAAUAUUUUAUAUUAAUAUUAGGCCUCGAUAAUGCAGGAAAAACGACAUAUUUAGAGGCGGCGAAAACAAAAUUUACAAAGAAUUACAAAGGUAUGAAUCCUUGCAAAAUUACAACAACCGUUGGUUUAAAUAUUGGAAAAAUUGAUAUAGCUGGUGUUCGUUUUAACUUCUGGGAUCUUGGUGGACAAGAGGAACUCCGAUCACUGUGGGAUAAGUAUUAUGCAGAAUCACAUGCUGUCAUUUACAUAGUUGAUUCAUCAGAUCGAGAAAAGAUACCUGAAUCUAAAGAAACUUUUGAUAGAGUUAUAUCGUCAGAACAUUUAAUAGGUGUACCACUUUUAGUCCUAGCUAAUAAGCAGGAUGUGCCUGAUUGUAUGGGUGUUAGAGAAGUAAAACCAAUUUUUAAUCAAAAUGCACACCUAAUAGGUAGAAGAGAUUGUAUGGUGAUGCCUGUUUCUGCUUUAAAUGGGGAUGGCAUAGAUGAAGGAAUUCACUGGCUCGUGGAUUGUGUCAAGAGAAACAAUGACGUUCGGCCCCCUCGUAAUCAGAAUGACAAUUGUCUGUCCUAACAAGACAUUCCUGAUUUGUUUCAUAUAAGUUAAUAUAUGAACAGUAUUUUAAUGUAAAAACUCUGUACAUUUACAUUAGAAACUACAUUUUUACUAAUAAACUUUGUUUUGUAAUCUGUA